AUGGACAGCACAAUCAGCAAGGUGUUUUUUUUACAAAAAAAUACACCUUGCAUGAUCAACGCCUACUCAUUUUCUGGUCCUGACAACAUAUCUGGCCACGUACCAAAGGACUGUGAAGGAGAACUCACGGGUAACUCACAUACUUACAGACAGCCACUAAGCCAGGUGUUUAUUCCUACAUGCCUCAAAGCCCCCACCAUCAUCAGGAGGGUAAGCAGCACAAAGUUCCUGGGUGCGCACUUCUCAGAGGAUCUCUCCUGGACAACCAACACCUCAUCUCUGGCUAAAAGGGUCACCAACGACUUCACUUCCUUUGCAGACUGA
Molecule: messenger RNA, 324 nt
Organism: Menidia menidia (Atlantic silverside)
Lineage: Eukaryota; Metazoa; Chordata; Actinopteri; Atheriniformes; Atherinopsidae
Source: the annotation of a GenBank genome assembly